GAAGAGGUAAAAAGAUCGUCUGCUUCUAACAGUUUUAGCCUCGAUGUCACCACCGCAACCAACCAUGCAGAAACCAAUUGUAUUUGAACAGGAUGAAGUUCCCAGGAGUAGAUCAACCAAGAAGAUCUGUAUCAUUGCCUCUACAGUUAUCUUGGUAGUUGUUAUUGCAGCAGCUACUACAUUUGGUGCUAUAGCUUACAACAAUCACUUAUUCUACAAAGAGAAAUACGACACCAAAGCCAAUGUUGAUGGUAUCGAGCUUCCUGAACAUAUUCGUGUUGACUAUAAAAAUGAAAUUAUCUAUGUGACCAAUGAAAAGAAUGGACCAGUUGAUGCUCUGAAUGCCCUCCACAAUUAUGAAAGAAAAUUGUUAGCUUUUAAUGAUUUGACUGCCAAUAAAUGUUUCAUCGAUGUUUUGGACGACACAUUUGAUGAAGGUUUGAAGAGAUGGGCCUCCCAUGCUGGAAAAGUUAGGAAUCCAAAGAAAUUUACUUUUGAAUACCCCAGUGAACCCAUUCGUCCUGAAAUCUUGAGAAAGUUUGGUGGUGAUGUUAUUGCUGAUCAUUGUAAAAAUGUCACCUCCCAUUGGGUAAUCCGAGACGUUCCAGUCGUUGAAAAUAGCCGAAACAAACGACGAGCAAUGGCCCUUCAAGCAGCUUUCUGUUGUGAACCAUGCAAAAGCGGGCGUACAAUGCGAGCUUAAACUACAAAACAAUUCCACGUACACAGAAACUCAGGAAUUCCAAAACAAUCUGAUAUCUAUUAACAUCUAUAUAUAAAAACGCCAACGAUUUACUGAACAGGAUUACGCAAUUGAUAAACGAUUUUAUUUAAAUGAGAUGUGAAUGAGUAAAAGAGAAUAGUGUAUUAGAUGUGCGAAAUUUAUUAAGUUAAAUUCGGGAUAAUGGCCUAAAUGUGAUUAAACUAAUUUGAAUGUACGUUAUCACAUAUAUCACCAACAAUUUAAUAACUGUAUUCUCGAUUGUCACAAAAACAAUUUUGGUAUCAUUUUAUUGGGGAUUAUUCGAAAUUUGUAUGAUUUGAUAUAUACCUUAGAUCUUUCUUUUUUUAACCCAUACUUGUAUUUUAUAUGUAUCCACCAUUUACCUUUUGUAUGAAUGUUUUGUUGAUAAUAAAAUUCAAAACUGAUAU
This is a messenger RNA of Lottia gigantea (owl limpet), 1152 nucleotides long. RefSeq lists its product as hypothetical. Lineage: Eukaryota; Metazoa; Mollusca; Gastropoda; Lottiidae. The coding region runs from base 44 to 703 and encodes 219 amino acids. The transcript has 6 exons. The record is from RefSeq and is a predicted model, not a curated record.